Messenger RNA from Onychostoma macrolepis, 1691 nucleotides. RefSeq names its product regulator of G-protein signaling 21. Bases 449 to 1006 code for a protein of 185 amino acids. Lineage: Eukaryota; Metazoa; Chordata; Actinopteri; Cypriniformes; Cyprinidae. The transcript has 5 exons. The record is from RefSeq and is a predicted model, not a curated record.
GUCUUAAAAAAAAAAAAAAAAAAAGACGAAUUGAGUUCGAGUUCCGGCUCGUAGACCAUCUGGAUCCCGUUCAACUUACUCAAAAAAUAUAGUUUAAAAACGGAGAAAUGUAGGCUACUUUGUCGGUCUCACACACCUCAUUCAAGGCCUGAAUGUUAUUAGACAUAAUCUUCAAAUGUCGUGCUGUCAUAGCAACAAGAAAACUAUCUUAAUAUUAUACGCACCAUAUUCAAGAAUAAACUUGAAAACUUGAGUCAUGGAGAACAGAUGAAAGACUUCGUUAUGUCAAUGGCAUCCAGAGAUUUGUGUUAACAUGUUCAGGUAUGAUAACAUCCUACUCCAUCUGCCUGGCGACUCGACCGUAUAUACAGCCGUUAGAUGGGAAAAGUCUGUCACAAACAUGAUGCAUAGCGGAUCGUUCUGAGUAAAUAUUUCCCGUCACCCCAAGAUGCCUAAAAUGCUUUUCUCAAAGAUUCGGAUCUACGAGUUCAAGGACCUCAUUCGGAACAAGAAACAACCGAAAACACUGGACGUUCUGUUGAGCAGGAAAAAACAAAAAAACAAUAUCCGAUGUGUUUUGAUUAAGAAAAAUACUGAAGACUCUCAUUAUCAACUGCAAGACCAAGGGCCAAAGCUUUCUGAUCUGCUUGAAAACAGAGACUACCUGGACGCCUUUCGUUCAUUUCUCCAGUCUGAGUUUAGUGCGGAGAACAUUGAAUUUUGGCUUGCCUGCAGGGAAUAUAAGCAGAUGACUUCAUCCGGCAAACUCUCUAACAAAGCAGCAGAUAUCUACAAAGAGUUUCUCCAUCCCAUGGCUCAAAAAGAGGUCAACAUUGACCAUCACACUCGUGAGAAGAUCAAGAGAUCUUUGGUGAAGCCUGACCUCACUUGUUUUGAUGAAGCCGAGAUGCAUAUAUACAGACUUAUGGAGAAAGACUCCUGCCCAAGGUUCCUCAAAUCUGAGGCCUAUGAGAACGUGAGGAACGCAGCCAGGAACCCAAUGUAGACCAGCCAAUGACAACUAAUUCACUGGAAAAAUGUUCUUAAUGAGCUGGUGCACAGAAAGAGGACAUAUGCACGUGGUUUAGAGGAAAUGACAGAGGAGAACAGAAAGUAUGUGGUGUGCAGAAGCUCAGCUUCAUUGGUCUGAGUGAUAAGAAGAAUGAGAAAAAUAAAAGUGUCACCGUUACAGGAAAUGAUCUAGAAUGGAGGUGCAUUAAAUGGUUUCCAUUUAAUGGAAUUAAAUGGAGUUAUUUGAGAGAUGAGCUGGACUUUUCUGUGAAAUGGGUGACUUCUAUAAAUGUUGGUCUUGAAAGUAGAUUUCUGUUAGAUUGUAUCACACAUGUGUUUAAGUGUUGAGAAAUUGUAUUGUGCGACCUCAAGAUAAACAGUUAGUUGACAUCAAACAGCAUUGUGCUUUUUUUUCUUUUUUUUUUUUUUCUUUUUUUUUACAAAUUUAAGACUACAUAGGCCCAGUUACAGUAUUCAAACAUUCACUUUACUUUAAACAUUCAUAUAAAUAAAUAAUUUACACUUUUUUAUUAAAAAAAUUAUGACAUUUACAGUUCAGUUUGACAUACAAGAACAUGAAAGGUCUCAUUAAAAAGACAUUUUAAUGCUGUUAUUUCCACAAAUAUUAAGGAACAAAAAAGAGAGUUCCUAUUAAAUCCCCUACUAAAAAAAUAUGAUAA